ACGAUAGGAGUUGUUUCUUCCCCUCCGUUAUAAUACUAUCAGCCGUAUGUGUUGCGAAAGAGGACACAUGAUGGAAAGCGUAAACAUUUACGUGUCUUGAGUGUUUAGAGAAACAAUUUUUAUUUGUAAUCAUGAUAGACAGUAACAUUUCCAUGGAGGAGGAUACUGAAUUACGAGAUUUAGUGGUACAAACUCUUGAAAAUAAUGGUGUUCUCGCAAAAGUCCGGGCUGAAUUAAGGGCUAGCGUGUUUUUAGCUCUGGAGGAACAGGAAUCUGUAAUGAAUCCAGAACCACUCCUCAACAAAACAGUAAAACAGUACCUGGCUAAUUCCGAAGGAAAAUUACUAUUUUCAUUGGUUAGGGAGUUCCUAGAAUAUUUUGGUUUGGAUUAUACUAUAUCUGUAUAUGAUCCAGAGACAUAUAUUGGAAAAGAAUAUAACUAUGUCGGUAGAAACAAAUUAUGUGAAGAAUUAGGUAUAAAUUCAUCUGAGCCAUUACUUGGAGAAAUUUUAAAGAAUAAUAUCAACAUCUGUAACAUAACACAAAAGGUGGAAUUCAAUGACAGUAAACAUAAUAAAACAAAUGAAACGUCAACAAACUUUGCAAAUGCAACCUUUGAAGUUCCUGUACCAAAGAUGUUACAUACUGAAUCAUUAUCAAAUGAUAAUAAUUCUUCUGAGAAACUAGGAAGUUUCUCUGAACAAAGCACUAGUAUUCCAAUAAAUGUGACAAUAACUGACAAAAAGAAAAAUACACAAACAUUACAUAAUGAUUUAUUAGAUGAGUCACAUGAUAAAGAAAAGAAUUCUCUCAGGGAAAAUAUAAUAGUUUUUGACAACAUAACUGACAAAGAUGAUAUUAAUGAUAAAGGGAACAAUAUACACUCUGAUAAAAGUCCUACAAAAAAAAUUGAUACAUACGAAGUAAUAAAUCAUACAAUAAAAGAAACUGCCACAAUUGCAUCUGGUCAAAUUGAUAUGUUCAAUAAAGAAGGACCUUUAAUUACGUUUGAUGAAUCUAUAGUAUCUGAAAUGCAAAAAAAUCAAAACGUGGAUGUUACAAAACAAAAUAGUAUAAAUAAUAAAGAACUAAAUAUUAUGAAUAAUGUACAAAAUAAAAAAGAGAUUAAUAUAGAAUGUAACUUUGGAAAAGCUAUUUACUUUGAAGAAAUUAUUGUUGAUGAAAAAAGAGACAAUGUUGGUAAUGUACAUAAAGCUGAAUCUUCAUCACCUUUAGAUAAGUCUGGUUCUAUAUUUGAUCUACCACCAUUAAACGGAAAAAAGACUAAUAUAAAUGAUAUAAAAGAAUUAAUGGAUGUUGGAUUUGCAGUAGAUAAUAUUGACAAUUAUGAAGAAGAUUUUGUGUCAUCUGCAUCAGGUAGUUUUAAUGAACAGAGUCCAUCUAAAGAAUUACAAGAAUUGGACAGUUCUGUGCAAGUACAUGUCAAAAAAGAAGAUACAAUUCAGAGUACUCAUAGUGAAGACAUUAGUGAAGAAAUAGAAGAAACUGAUGAAAUACUGAGUAGUACUUCGUGCCUUCAGGGUGUGAAUAUAAAUGAAAAGGAUGAAAAGGUUUCAAAUUUCACAACGGGUAUUACUACAAAUUAUAGAAAUGAGAUAUAAUCUUUACUGAUAUUAUCGUAAGAUUCUUAACAGAAUCUUAAGCACUUUGUUCAAUUAUAAUUUUGUUAAUUGUUUCUCACAUUGUAGUUGCUUUUAUAACGAUAAGAAUGUUAUUCUGUUGCAUAGCAAGCUAGAGUACAGGAGAUACUGCUUUUGGGGACUGAUAUCCUAUACUAAGGCAUCAUGUGUAAGACUAUGCUGAUUAUUGUAAAUUGAGAAACUUACUGGAUUUAUUUUGCAGUUUUUAAUAAGGCACUGCCAGCUAUGGCUAAAUACUUAUAAAUCGCGCUGCAAAAAUCAUGGAAGGAAAAUGCCUUCAUGAGCAUUUUUCUAUUCAUUGCAUUUCUCUAUUUUAUAUAGAUUAAAUGAUGUAUUUUUCUACAUUUUAUAGAUUUAAGAGGGAAAUGUAAUUUUUAUUAUAAAAAAAGGAAAUAUUUAAGUUUAUGACCGAUCCAUAUACUUUUUGAAGUGAAUACAGUAAAAAUGAAACGAAGUAAUAGAAAUCUAUAUAUUGAAACUAUUAAGAAAUAUUUAAUCUAUGUCUAUAUUGUCAUAAAAUUCAGCUUCUCAAUCGGCUACUAACAGCAUAAAAAAUUGUUUACAUUUCUUUAACAACUGCUAAAUGUAUAGAAUCUUUCAAUCUUGUUAAUAAGUAUAAAUUUGAGAGGAUGGGGAAUUUAGUAAAAUGACUGAUAAUUACAAAGUACUUUUUGCAUCGUUUUAAGACUGACAGUAUUUUGGAAGAGCUGAAUCUUCAUUUCUAAACUGAUCACAUCAUUUUGGGAAACAUAAUUAGCCAUUAAUGUUAACAUUAUCAUAAAAAGUAUCUAUGUCUUAUGUGACAUAUAUGAAAUGAUCUUUUUACUUCAAAUAUAAAUAUGUAAUUUGCCAUGAAUUGUUAAAAUGAACAUAGAUUUUAAUAUUGCAAUAGUAGAAGACUCAAUAGGUACAUAGUAUGAGGCAAUUUUCCUUCUAUGUUAUACGUAUGUGCCUAGUAUUAUUAUCCUUAUAAACAACUUACAUAAGUGUUAUAAUAUUUCAAGGACCAGGAAACUAUUAAUUGUGUUAUAGUUAAUUAGUAACUAGAUUAAUUUUUUAAAGGAAUAUCUUAGUAUUUUACCCUUUUGUGCUUGACAGAAAAAUUCUUGAGUCUAAUUUGAUGACUGAAUAUGAUUCAUUACCUCAUUUAACUAAACAUAGAUGCUGCGAUAUCUAUGAUAUCAGUAAACCAUCCGUCUAAUAAUGGAUUGCCUAAAAAAUCCGUCAAAUUAUUUUUUUGAUAAUAAUGGUGCUAAAUAUUUGAAACUAAAAUAAUUUAUAAAGGUUGAAGCUGUCCAAGAAAAUUUAGGUGCUUAUCUAUCUUCUAGCAACACUGUUUGCAAGAGAUUAGUAAUUAACAAAAGUUGUAGGGUAGGAUCUUAAUUUUUGGGCAAUCCAAUACAAUGAAAAAUAUUUAAUAUGGAAAAGUUCAUUCUAUGUAUGAUGCAAUAACUGAGUACAAUUCAAAAUGGAUUGACAGGAUGCUUGACAAAUCAAAAUCCUUUUGUAAAAACACAUAACUUGCUAUCUUUACAAAAGAAUUUUCAUUAACAGCUAAAAUCUGAUAAUAUCACAUAUGCUAAAUGGCAUAAUUCAUUCAGACGAAGAGAUUGUGUGCUUGUAUAAUAUGUACCAUGUAUAAAUUUGAUUAUAGUAAUUAAAUUAUUAAAAAUGUAUACAAAAAUUUUUACAAACUUCAUGUACACUAGUUUUUUGUACAUUGAUAUAUAUUAUUUUUGUUUUCUUGAUUUUCAUUAGAAAUGUUAUUAGUAACAUUAUUAUAUAAAAUCAUAUGAUACUGUGUAACAAAUCUCUUAGUCUGAAUCGACAUUUAUCCCAGUAUGAUCAUUAAAUCAGGUGUGUUCCUGGCCAAUCAGCGUGGUUACAUCUUGUUAUCAGUAUGGUAUACAGUUUUAUGAAAAAAUUCAGGACUGGUUUGAACAUUCCCACAUUUUAUAAAAUAUAAGAAAUAAAUACAUUCCAUUAUUGUUAUUAAGAUAA
This is a messenger RNA of Vespa mandarinia (Asian giant hornet), 3662 nucleotides long. RefSeq lists its product as uncharacterized. Gene Ontology annotation, cellular component: centrosome. Lineage: Eukaryota; Metazoa; Arthropoda; Insecta; Hymenoptera; Vespidae. Gene Ontology annotation, biological process: microtubule anchoring. The record is from RefSeq and is a predicted model, not a curated record.